GAGAAGAAGGCCGAUGACAAGGAGGAGAAGAUUCAAGCUCUUACAACUAGCGAUAUCCAGAUCCUCAAAACCUAUGGUCAAGGCGCAUACGCCGCAAAGUUGAAGAAGACAGAACAUGACAUCAAAGAAGUGCAGAAGCGGAUAGACGAGAAGCUUGGCGUGAAGGAGUCUGACACAGGCCUUGCUCCGCCGAAUCUCUGGGAUCUUCCAGUUGACCGACAACGCAUGGGAGCUCAUCCAUUGCAAGUUGCGCGGUGUACUAAAAUCAUUCCUGUUGAUCCCAAGAAAGCUGAGGCUGCACGCGCCGUCAACCCUGUCGGUGCCGCUCAAGGCCAGAAGGGGGCCGACGAGCAGGACAAAUAUGUCAUCAACAUCAAACAAAUAGCUAAAUUUGUCGUUGGUCUCGGUGAUCGAGUCGCCCCGACGGAUAUCGAAGAGGGUAUGCGUGUGGGUGUGGACCGGAAUAAAUACCAAAUCCAAAUCCCACUGCCACCCAAGAUUGAUGCUUCGGUGACGAUGAUGCAGGUUGAGGAGAAGCCCGACGUAACGUACUCGGACGUUGGUGGAUGCAAAGAGCAAAUCGAGAAGCUGCGUGAAGUCGUUGAGACGCCGCUACUAUCACCCGAGCGCUUCGUCAAGCUCGGUAUCGAUCCACCAAAGGGAGUCCUUCUCUUUGGGCCACCAGGAACUGGCAAAACUCUUUGUGCACGUGCAGUCGCCAAUCGCACAGAUGCCACCUUCAUCCGCGUCAUUGGCUCAGAACUUGUGCAAAAGUAUGUCGGCGAGGGUGCACGAAUGGUUCGCGAGUUGUUUGAGAUGGCCCGUUCAAAGAAAGCUUGUAUUAUUUUCUUUGACGAAGUCGACGCUAUCGGUGGGGCGCGAUUUGAUGAUGGCGCUGGUGGUGACAAUGAGGUGCAGCGCACAAUGCUGGAGCUGAUUAACCAGCUGGAUGGAUUUGACCCCCGAGGGAAUAUCAAAGUGCUCAUGGCCACAAAUCGACCAGAUACUCUUGACCCUGCAUUAUUGCGUCCCGGUCGACUUGAUCGACGGGUGGAGUUUUCACUGCCUGAUAAUGAGGGGAGGGCUCAUAUUCUUAAGAUUCAUGCCCGAAGUAUGAGCGUCGAACGCGAUAUCCGAUUCGACCUCAUUGCUCGACUAUGUCCCAAUACGACGGGUGCUGAACUUCGCUCAGUUGCAACUGAGGCUGGCAUGUUUGCAAUUCGUGCCCGGCGGAAGGUCGCUACGGAGCGCGACUUCCUCGAUGCUGUAGAGAAGGUCGUGCGACAAGGGACGAAGUUCUCGUCAACGACACUGUUUCAAAUUGUCUGGUACAUACAUACUAGGACAUGCAACGUCUACUGCAUGUUUUGUACAAUCAUGAUGAUGACGAUCAACCUUCCAGUGCGCGCCCUCACAGUGCGCACCAUUCAACGGCGGCGGUACCAUGUUCGUCGUGCACCGUUGCCACCGUCCGGUGAAUCUGCUCGACUUCUCGACUCGUUCGCAGCACAUCCGCCACUUCCUCUAACGCUUUCAACCCUUGUGUCCUUCGGGAACCCUUUAACACCUGCAUCUGUGCUGCGCUCAGUAACCUACGUACUUUCGGAGAUACCAAGACGUAUGGCCCAGCGCGUCCGCGCCCUGGAGGGGUUGCCAUUCAUUGUCGGCACUAAUCCAUAUGUUACACGAACUCUCAACGGUCACAGAGACAGCUUUAAUUUACUCGCCACUUAUCCUGAAGUGCGCACGCUUGAGGACAAUAAACAUUUUGUCGAUGAACUAGAUAUACUUGUGCAGAGACACAGAAACGAUAUACCAACCAUGGCCAAGGGAUUUCAAGAAUGCUCGCGGUACAUGUCCCCGACUCAAAUAUCCAACUUCCUCGAUGGUGCUAUCAGAUCCCGCAUCUCUGUACGCCUGAUUGCUGAACAACAUAUCGCGCUCUCACACGCACUUGCUAUGGAUCCAGGGGCCGCAGAGACCGGCGUGCUCUUGCACAAUGGUGUCAUUGAUCCAAAGUGCUCCCCCGCGGUCAUGGUCCGCAUGUGUGGCGCAUUCGUCAGCGAAUUAUGCGAGGCUACCCUUGGCGCAAGCCCCAACAUCACGAUUGACGGGUGUCCAGAAGCCACAUUCACCUAUGUCCCUGUGCACCUUGAGUAUAUCCUCACCGAAAUGCUCAAGAAUGCAUUCCGCGCUACCGUAGAGCAUCACCACAAGCUUCAUGGCCUCGCUUCAUCCCACCCCCUACCACCCGUACAAAUCACUAUCUCACCCCCUACUUCAUCCCAUCCAUUCCUAUCAAUUCGAAUUCGCGACCAGGGUGGUGGCGUCUCAGCGUCCAACAUGGCUCGUAUAUUCUCAUAUGCUUUCACUACCGCAGGGCAUGCCGACGACCAUAACGGAGACGGUGGGCCGUACGCCGCACAGCAUAUUGGCGGGAGCGCAGCCAUCGGGAGUGGUAGUGCGGGGGAAGGCGGGAACCUUUUUGGCGAGAUUACAGAGAAGGGUAUCCAGGUGGGCCUUGGAACAAUUGCAGGUUUAGGGUAUGGGCUCCCUUUGAGUCGGUUAUAUGCAAAAUAUUUCGGUGGUUCAUUGGAUGUAUUUUCGCUUGACGGGUGGGGUGACGAUGUCUUUAUCAAACUUAGAUGUCUACUAGACGAUGCAGGUGACGCCGAGAUAUAG
Messenger RNA from Suillus discolor, 2682 nucleotides. RefSeq lists its product as uncharacterized. The annotation marks the transcript as partial. The transcript has 14 exons. Gene Ontology annotation, molecular function: ATP binding; proteasome-activating activity; ATP hydrolysis activity. Lineage: Eukaryota; Fungi; Basidiomycota; Agaricomycetes; Boletales; Suillaceae. Gene Ontology annotation, biological process: proteasome-mediated ubiquitin-dependent protein catabolic process. The record is from RefSeq and is a predicted model, not a curated record. Gene Ontology annotation, cellular component: proteasome regulatory particle, base subcomplex.